Molecule: messenger RNA, 894 nt
Organism: Aspergillus puulaauensis
Lineage: Eukaryota; Fungi; Ascomycota; Eurotiomycetes; Eurotiales; Aspergillaceae
Gene: sod4
Product: mitochondrial 37S ribosomal protein mS42
Exons: 4
Coding region: 1-894 (297 amino acids)
Biological process (GO): superoxide metabolic process
Molecular function (GO): superoxide dismutase activity; metal ion binding
Source: RefSeq, a predicted model, not a curated record
AUGCUCAAUCGACUCCUCCGGCCGCAGGCGUCCCUGCGUGCUGCCUCCUCCAUCUGCCAGAAACCCACCUCCGCUCUCCCACGCUUCCAGACUCGAGGACUGCACCAAGUACCCAGCUUAAAUCACGGCGCAUAUUUCAAAGAAAAUGGAGUUCCGGAACUACUAUCGCCAGAGGGUUACGACUUUUCUUGGACACAAUAUCAGAGCCUCCUCGUCAAUAAACUGAACUUGUUGACACAGGACACCGUCGAUGCCGAUGCGAAACCCGGAGAAUUGCUGGUCAAGUACUCCCGUCGUCCGGAAAUGGCGUCCGUGUUCAACUACGCUUCGAUGGCUCACAACAACCAUUUCUUCUUCAACUGCAUUUCUCCUACUCGCACCGAAAUCCCAGAAAAGUUUGCCAAGGACAUCGUCGACACUUGCUCCUCCGUCGAAUCCCUCAAGCUCGAUUUCCUCGCGACCGCCAACUCCAUGUUCGGCCCCGGCUUUGUCUGGCUAGCCAAGAACCUCGAACGGGAGGGUCUGCUUCACAUCUUCUGCACAUACAACGCCGGUUCGCCAUACCCAGCAGCCCACGCGCGAAGACAGCCCAUCGAUAUGGCCACGCACACCCCCGACACUGCGCUCGGCAACCAGUACGCCGGUGCAAUGGGCGCCCACGCCUUGAACCAGAAGAACCUCGCCCCUGGAGCUAUUGACGUCCAACCCAUCCUCUGUGUCAACACAUGGGAGCACGUUUGGAUGAUGGACUACGGUAUUGCCGGAAAGGCCGAGUAUCUAGAACGGUGGUGGGACAGAAUCAACUGGGAGGUGGUUUUUGACAACUACAAUGCUGUUGGCUCAAAGUCAACUCGGGCUCCAGGUGGCAUGUCUCACAACCUUCGCAUGGCAUGA